AUGGCUUCAAAUCUUCCUCCUCAGCACCACCAACCACAUAUAAAUCAACCACCACAAACAUAUCGACCAGAAAUAUAUAAUCGUGUUGGAAAUACUCCUCCUAUUAAUCCUUAUUAUCGUCCAGAUAGCCCUGUUCCCCCUUCAAGUAGAACCUCAUUAGAUAGUAACGACCAAUUAUUUAGUGGAUUUAGUGCAGAUAAUGCAGCAUCGCCUAAUUAUGGUAGUACUAAUAAAGUUGCGACCGAUAAUCCGAAAUCAGAACCACGAAUAUCACGCGAUGAUCACGAGUUUAUGAAUGUGGGAGAAGAAGAUCCAAAGAAAGAUACAAAAAUUAAAGGGUUCUUGAAAAAUAGAAAGAAAGCAUGUUGUUUUCUUUGUUGUGGAGUAUCUAUAAUUAUCGCUGCUAUUAUGAUCCCAGUGGCAAUCUUUGUGAUUGCUCCCGCGAUUGCUCAAGGUGCUGUCACGGGAUCAAAAUUAUCUUUUUCGAGCGCUAAUCUAACAAAUCUCACCGAAGAUGCUUUUUUGAUGAAAGUCAAUGGAAAAGUAACUAGCACUGGACCUAUGGCCGCAACAAUCGAUGUUCCUGAUGGUGUGGAAGUUUCAUGGAACGGACUUGUAUUGGGUAGAUUACCAUUAGACACAAUUUCGGCUGCUCCAUUCGUCGGUGCUGACAUAGAUUCAUCACAAACAUUUACUAUUUCGAAUAAGACUGCUUUCGGCGAAUUCAAUAAAUUCAUGUUGACCUCAAAAGAAUUCACCUGGCAUUUGGAAGGACUCGCAAAUGUGAGAGCUGCCGGUUUAAGUCUGAAAGGAAUUCGACUUAGUAAAGAUGUGAAAAUGGAUGGAAUGGCAAAUUUCCCCGAUGUCAGCAUUAAAACUUUCGAUGCUCCCUCUGAUCAUCCAGCUGGCGGUAUUACUGUCCAAAUUCUCUCGAUUAUGGUUAAUCCGUCACCAAUUGGCGUAGAAUUGGGAGAUCUUGAAUUCGAUGUUCUAUAUAAUAAUCAAAAAAUCGGAGAAGUAACCUCUAGUAAUGUCACUCUUGGCAAAGGUGCUAAUGCACUCAAUCUAAAUGGCCGAUUGAUUCCACAAAACACUUCAGCAGGAUUAGCGGCUGUCAGUGAAAUGUUUUCGAAAUAUAUUGCUGGAGAAAAUGCAAACACGUCCGUGCUAGCAAAAACUGUUAAACCGAGUAAAAAUAACAAUAGCAGUAAUGAUACAACUCCAAUCUCUUGGUUGCAAUCUGCUUUUGUGGGAACAACUUUGUCCGUGGUAUUACGUGGGGCACAAAAUCUAACCGUGAUUAAUAGCGUAGAUUUAAAAACCAUGGAUCUAACAUUCAGUAAAGAUAAAGCCUACUCACCUAUCGCACAAUCUGAUGCAUUAUCUGCAUCAUUCAAAAUCCCAUUCGGUUUUCAAUUGAAUAUGAAAAAAAUUUCUCAGGACAUCACAAUUUAUGGUGGAUCAAAUGCUCUUGCCACCCUUUCGACACCUUACACGGACGCUAAUGGGGAUUCGAGUGUCGGUAAAAUUGAUUCAAAGAUUCCACCAACUCCGUUUGACGUGAUUAAAGGAUCAGAAUCCAAUUUCCAAGAAUUCAGUAGACAUCUUACGAUGGACUCAUCAGUGGUAAUGACAAUGAAAGGCAAAGCAAGUUCAAUUGCGUCAACUUCAAUCGGUGAAGUAGAAAUUAAAGGGAUUAAAUUCAUUGUGGAUACACAACUCCAAGGUCUACAAGGAUUACAAGUUAAACCAGCCACGAUCAAUUCAUUGAGUGUAACGGGUGGAACUAAAGAUUACAUGAUCAUUAAACUAUCGGUCACCUUAUUUAAUCCAUCAAAUGUAAAAAUCUCGAUGGGCGAUGUAAUUCUUGAUCUUUAUUACCAUGAUCAAAAUGUUGGUCAAGUGCUUAUGAAUAAUUUUGUCCUUGAUCGUGGAUCUAAUACCGUUGACUUAAUUACUCAUUUCGGUCCAAACGGUGACAAAGCACUUGCAGCUGGGCGUAUUCUUCUCAAUACAUUCAUGAAGGGUGAUAGUAAUACAGUUGGAAUUCAAGGAAGUCCUCACUCAACAGAAAUCGAAAGUCUAAAAAAAGCUCUUGUUGAUCUAAAAUUAUCGACUUCGAUGCCAGGUCUCAAAGCGGAACAACCAAUUCUCGUGAAGUCACGAUUCACCAUCAAUUUAGGAACAGUAUUCACGAAAAAGGGCACUGCCUCGGUUGACGCUUACAAUCCACUCGACACCACCAUCAAGUUUUUGAAAAUGAAGGCCACAAUCACAUUUAAAGGGCAAAUUAUCGGAACAUUGGACCAAGAUCUGACUGGCUCACCUAUUGUUAUACCACCCAAAAAAGUAGCGACUACUCGCGAUUUGGAUUUGAACCUACAAAUUAGUCUUACCGCUAUUCAAAGUUUAUUCGCUGGUAUUUCUGGAGAUCUUGCUACCGAUAUCACGUCUACCAUUGUUCUAGCUAUUGGUGAUUAUGUCACUGAAAUUGAUUAUGCUCAAAAUCAAGUCCCUACCGGUUUAGGCCACGGACUUGGCCCUAAUACGACCAUCAGUAGCGCCAACAGAAAAACGAGAAAUGGAAACAACAGUUUCUGGACAGCAUACGAAGAUAAUCAACUUCGCGAACUUUACAUAAAACAUCCAAAUAAUUUCAGAAAAAUAAAGGGAGAAUUGAGUCGCACUCGAGUCGUAGCUGAGAUCAGAAAACGCGUCAAGGAACUAGGCUUGAAGAACAAGGAACGGAAUACUAAUAUGAAUAUUGCCGUUGAUUCACCUGUAUCAACGGUAAUCAUGAAUAAUGAUUUUUGUGAAUCGGAAAAUCCAAUUAUCGUGGUUUCUCCAAAUACUUCAACUCCAGACAUGCCCAUUUCAGUAUCACCAGUUCAACGUCAAGGGGCAUCUUUCGUAAAUUUACAACCGCGCCCAAUCGAAAUAUAUCGCCUUCAGUCAAGCUUAAACGCGCAAGAAAAUCGGCUAAAAGUGCGGGCAACGAUCAAGAAAUUGCACCUUCUCAACAAACCUGUCAACGUCAUCUUUUGA
Molecule: messenger RNA, 3045 nt
Organism: Ambispora gerdemannii
Lineage: Eukaryota; Fungi; Glomeromycota; Glomeromycetes; Archaeosporales; Ambisporaceae
Source: the annotation of a GenBank genome assembly